This is a messenger RNA of Nelumbo nucifera (sacred lotus), 1164 nucleotides long. Lineage: Eukaryota; Viridiplantae; Streptophyta; Magnoliopsida; Proteales; Nelumbonaceae. The record is from RefSeq and is a predicted model, not a curated record.
AUGUCAAUCAAGCAGAAGCAGGGAGAAAGUCUGCGGUCCUACAUCGACCGCUUCAAAAAGGAAGAGCUUGAGGUCCGCGACCUCAACCCCAUGGUCUCUAUGCACACUGCCAUUAAUGGGCUCUGUGCCGGCUCGGCCCUCAAGAAGGCCCAAAAGUAUAUUGCGGCUGAAGAGGCUUCGGCUGGGGAACAUCAGGAAAGGGAAGCCAAGCGCCACAACGGGCCCCCCGAGAAGAAGAGGAAGGGUGGAGACAACCCCCACCACAACAGCAACAGCAACAAGGACAACAAGAAGCCACCGGCUUUGGCCCUAGCUUACAAGGAGUACACGCCACUUAACUCCACCUGUACCCAAAUACUGAUGCAAAUCGGGGAGGAGAAGCACCUUAAGCAGUUCGUGGGAGGAGAGGCCGGUGCCUCAUCCUCCCAGCAACACCAGCACCAUCAAGUGGCAAGCGUCAUUGACGUCAUCUCCAGGGGCCUGGCCUCGGCCCGCAAGGCCUACGCCAGGCAAUUGAACAUCCAGGGGCCAUCCUCAAAGAAGCAAAAGUACCUAAAUGCUUCGAAGGAACCGAGCUGUCGGAAUGCCCUUGUCUUCACAGACGAGGACCUGAAGGGGGUCACAGUCCCCCACGAUGAUGCCCUUGUGGUGGCAGCAAUCAUCGCUAACUACGUGGUGAAGAAGAUCCUAGUGGAUAGCGGCUCCUCGGCCGACAUCCUCUUCUACAACACCUUUGAAAGGAUGAAUCUCACACCCGAGCGGCUCCAGCCAGCUGACGUUCCCCUCAUCGGCUUCUCCGGUAAUGCCAUCAAACCGAAGGAAAAGAUCACCCUGCCCAUCACAAUAGGGAAUGAACCGGACCAAGUAACUUGGAUGCAUGAGUUCCUGGUAGUGAAGGUUAUCUCCCCCUACAAUGCCAUAAUGGGGAGGCCUACCAUUCACGUGCUGAGGGCAGCCAUGUCAUCCUACCACCUGGCCCUCAAGUUCCCCACCGAGCAUGGUGUCGAAGUUGUUCGUGGGAACCAACAGAUCGCCCGCCAGUGCUAUGUGUCAGCGCUGAAGGGCAAGAACAAAGAGGCCCUAUCACUAGAGGGCCUCGACCUCAGGGAGGAGACAGCGAGCCGAGGACCUCGUCUCGAUUCCCCUAGACAAGGCAAACCCUAA